CGCCGUCCGGAGAGCGCAUUCGACGUCGCUCUCCAGAUACGUCCUCACGCGUUGCGGCGCCAUAUCCUCGAGCUGCGCGACGAUGCUGUAGCGUGCGCGUCGCCCACGUGCUGUUACCCUGGACGAAGAACUCUCUCUCUCUCUCUCUCUUUCGAAUCUUCGCGCAAUCAAGACAUUAGUGCCGAUCGUCGUCACGACACGUGCGUCCCUUUCCACGUGAUUUGCGCCUCGAUAAUCGAUAUCCGCGCGGCUGAUCGUCGCAAGAGGAGAGAGAGAGAGACCGAGCGAGAGAAGGGUGACCAAAGAAGGGGUAGACAAAGGAAACGAGGCGGGAGAGGGAGAAAGAGUUGCAGGUAGAAGAGGGGGGGACGGAGAGAGAAGUAGGAAAAAAGCACGCGGCUCUCGGUCACCUGCGUGCCGCUUCGUCGGGACGCGUUAGAAUGUAACGAGUGCUCCGGGCGGGCAAACGUGCGGGAGAGAGCGUAAACAUGGCCGUGUAGCGAUCGGUCGAUCGGUUUGUCCGUUUGCUGGCGCGAGAGAACGCACUAAUUUCGCGUAAACAGCCGCGAGAGAGAGAGAGAGACGCGUAGCCCGCAAUGAAUCGUGCCAUCAUCGCGUAGAGAUGGUAGUGUAUUCGAGCAGUUCGAAGUAGAAGUGUUCGUUAGUGUACUGCGAGACGGAGGAAGAGAGAGAGAGAAGGGGUUCAUUCGCAAUCGAGCAGCCGCCGGUAUCGUCCAGGUUUUCCCUCCCUCCGCCUCCUUUGCUGCACCGUCGGUCGUGCGAGAAUCGCCAUUUAUAAUGGAUAUGCUACCGCAUGGAUCGCUCAUGUCGGCCAAGAUCAGCGAUAUCAUGACUUACCAUUCGUCCUUUUACUCGCCGCCGCCCACCGAAGCUUCUCGAUCGGGUUACGAUUCUAGUAGCGGCGGAGAUUCCGACAACGAGUACAGUACGCCCAUUGGUCGAGUCAGUCAAGUACAAAGUCAAGUGCAAAAUCAAGCAUCCGCUAACGGGCCGAGUCAUAGCCAAGGGAAGCAUAUAAAUAAAGGAAGAUGGACCAAAGAAGAGGACGCUCUGUUGAAACAACUGGUGAGCAACGCAGACCAGCACGGCACUGGGCUGCGGUGGGACGCUAUAGCUGGUCACUUUCCAAACCGCAGCGACGUGCAGUGCCAACAGAGAUGGGCGAAGGUCGUGAACCCGGAGUUGGUCAAGGGCCCGUGGACGAAGGAGGAAGAUGAGAAGGUGGUGGAGUUGGUGGAGAAAUACGGACCGAAGAAAUGGACGUUGAUAGCGCGACACCUGAAGGGCCGGAUCGGCAAGCAGUGCCGAGAGCGAUGGCACAAUCACCUGAACCCGGGGAUCAAGAAGACCGCGUGGACGGAGGCUGAGGACAGGAUAAUCGUCGAGGCUCACCGCAAGGUCGGCAAUCAGUGGGCCAAGAUCGCUAAAUUGUUACCAGGCAGGACUGACAAUGCGAUUAAGAAUCAUUGGAACAGCACGAUGAGGAGGAAGUACGAAGGGGAAGAGGGAAGAAGCACGAUCAAAGGUAGAGGCAAAAGGAAAAACACGGAAAGCACUGCCAUGGUGACGACCGCGUAUGUCCUGGAUGACGACAGUUGUAGCCAGAGCCGGCUGAAGGUUGCCUCGGCUAUCGGCAACUCCACGAUGACGGCGGGUGAGGCCUCACAGGCUGUCGGCAUGUGUCUGGAUUGGAAUUGGGAGCAACAGCAAACCUCGGAGUACGAGCUGCACGUGAACAAACGUACGCACGAGAAGUCCGCGCAGUCCCCGUCGAGGAGGGAGUCGUACCGAAUCAAGGACGACUCGAUCUCGCCGUUCACCACUAAAUAUUACAACUUGCACAUGCAGUGCGGAGCGUCCGAUUCGAAGAGCUCGGAGAUAAGAUUGAUGCCGAUGCCGGAUCUGGAGGAGAUAACCGAGCAAGUGGAGAAGGAGAAGAGCAGCAAGCCGCCUAUACUACGUAGACACAAGAACAACCUCGUGCAGAGAACCGAGACUCCCGAUAGCGGUAACCAGUCGGAUUACAUCGUCAUGAGUCAACAAAUGCAGCCUGGAGACAGUCCUACAACUCCCAUCAAGCAACUCCCGUUCAGUCCGUCGCAAUUCCUCAACAGCCUAAGCCCGGAAACAUCGUCCUGGCCGCGCGCAAGCACUCCCAAGGGAAGCAGUCCUGGCCCGCUCACGACUCCCCAGCCUACCGGUCUCCGACGCAGUCAGAACGACAGUAUCACUCCGCGGACACCGACUCCGUUCAAGAGAGCCAUGGCUGAGUUCGAGCUACGCAGUGGUACGACGACGCAACUGCCCGCCACUCCGAGUCGCCUGGACGCCUUGACCGAGAUAAUCAAGCAGGAGACCGACCGCGAGGGUCUGGCCGGAACGAGCACGAUUCAUCAGGAUUCGGGCUACGGGACGGUACGGAGAAUACGCGGCAAGGAGAACAGCGCUCCCGGCGGGAAACGCGCGCGCAAGGCGUUGUCUCAGGCUUGGGCGAACUCGACUCAGGACAACUCCGACACGAGUUACGUGGUGGAGACACCGAGUAAGAGUUUGGACACCUCCGUACUGUUCUCGCCUGCAUCCAUGGCUCUGGAAGACAGUUUCCUGACGGCAGGAACUAGUCCCGUAAAGACUUCCCACGACUUUACGUCCGUACAACGGAAGCCUAAUGCUAAGAGGGCGAUCACUUUCGACGCGUUCGACAGUCCCUGUAUCCUCAGCCCUCUGCCUCUCAGGCCGGUAAAACGCGCCAAGCUCCACCUGGAGGCGCAGUGGACAACGGUGGCGUGCGGUCGUACGCGCGAUCAGCUCGACAUGACCCGCGCCGCUCGACGUUUCCUGAGCAUUCACGGAUUCCUCCCGUUGCGUCCGCGUUCAUUGAACUUCUGAAAAGGGAGAGCAGAGGAAGGGAGGGAAAGGAAAAGAACAAAAAAUAGAGUGACGCGCCCUGCUCGCGCGGUCGCCCGUCGUCGUACAAAGCAAGAAGCUACAUAAUGCUAAACUAGUCGUAGGUGAAAAAUGUAAGGACGCUCCCGUUCGAGGAAAUUUAACGCGCGGCAGCGCUCGCUAUUUGGAUACAUACCGUCGUGUCUCGCGCGCUAUAUCAAUCCUCGGAGAAGAGUAAUAAAUUAUAUCGGGACGAAUUCGACGAGUUGGCCUCGACGCGCUGUUGGAUCAAUUAAUUAAAGAGAAGUCGGAAGAAAAGAAAAUAAUAAAGAGCGGGCUUCUCGGUGGCGUGCGUGUCACGCGACACGCACCUCGAGCGGCCGGUCAUGCGUUGUAGUAUACCGUCGCGAAAUUUCGGACGCGUCGAGCGCAAUUUAUCGAGUUCGUUGUAUCGACCCCCCCCCCCCC
Molecule: messenger RNA, 3375 nt
Organism: Dinoponera quadriceps
Lineage: Eukaryota; Metazoa; Arthropoda; Insecta; Hymenoptera; Formicidae
Gene: Myb
Product: transcriptional activator Myb
Exons: 10
Coding region: 799-2910 (703 amino acids)
Biological process (GO): regulation of DNA-templated transcription
Cellular component (GO): nucleus
Molecular function (GO): RNA polymerase II cis-regulatory region sequence-specific DNA binding; DNA-binding transcription factor activity, RNA polymerase II-specific
Source: RefSeq, a predicted model, not a curated record